AUGGGAGCUGCAAGCAAAGUCCUGGUGGGUGAAUGCUCGGACAUAUCCACGUGUCCCACGGGAAUGGCGGAUGGCGCAGGCGGCUCCGGCGGAAAGUCCUCCGUGUCCACGCCGAACUGGGAGAAGAUCGUCUGUAGUUGCCGGAAUCAAACGAAUGUGCGGAAAGACAUGUCACGUAGAUCGACUCCUUACUUCCUACACAUUCGUAUAAAGGUGGAGACUGACCUGUAA
Acanthoscelides obtectus is the source of this 231-nucleotide messenger RNA. The record is from the annotation of a GenBank genome assembly. Lineage: Eukaryota; Metazoa; Arthropoda; Insecta; Coleoptera; Chrysomelidae.